Messenger RNA from Bombus pyrosoma, 600 nucleotides. RefSeq lists its product as uncharacterized. The transcript is spliced from 4 exons. The coding region runs from base 1 to 600 and encodes 199 amino acids. NCBI's taxonomy places the organism in Eukaryota, Metazoa, Arthropoda, Insecta, Hymenoptera, Apidae. The record is from RefSeq and is a predicted model, not a curated record.
AUGCACAAACGAUCUACGGUACAUUUACGAGCUAUAAACAAGUGGCUUCAAACUGAACAUAAUUUUCGCACUGGCAAUCUACUUGAUAAAGAGUGCGAAAAAUUUUUAAGACUUGAAACAGCACGAUACGAACAAGUUUUAACAAGAAUAACUGCUGUUAUUUUAUAUUUGACGCAACAUAAUUUAGCUUUCCGAGGAAGUUCCGAUACUUUGUACAUACCGCACAAUGCCAUAAAAGGGCAUCAUUAUUUAUCGCAUUCAAUUCAAAACGAAUUAAUAAGUGCAAUAGCAAAUAAAGUAAAAAAAGUAAUUAUUGAUGCAAUAAGGAAAGCAAAAUAUUAUUCUAUUUUAUUGUAUUGUACACCAGAUUGCACAAGAUCAACGAUUCAAACGAAUUUGAAUUUAUUGCCAGUCUUAUCAUUUGGUACGAAAUAUUAUCAAAAACUAACAUCGUCAGCAAAAAAUGGAGGAUUUAGCAAAGCUAUGAUCGCAGCAAAUGAAGCUGCAAAGGAAACGGACAUAACACCAGAUUCCAAAUCACCAUAUUGGUUCAAAAAUAGAAAUUAUUCGAUUAUGAAGGACAGGAUGAAUCAUCGAUGA